AUGCCUAUUAUAUUAUUACAUCGAUCAAUUUUAUCAAUUCAAGCAAAGACAUUUUCUUAUAAAACACGUAUUCGACGAUCGUAUGAUGAUGGAAUAAAUUUAAGACAGCAAACUGUUGAAAUUAAUUCCAUAGAACGUGCUCGUCGAUGUUCACUUCACGAAAAUGAUGAUAUUUGGACUUUAUAUAAAACAAUGCAUCCCAACGUACGAACACUUGGUGAUGCUUUGAAUGAAGGGUAUAUUAAUUCAAAAGAUGGACCAUGUUUAGGUGUUUUAAAAUCAUCGAAUGGUAUUGAUUCAUUACAAUGGCUUCCUUAUUCCAAGGUUAAGGAACAAUGUCGAUACAUUGGUUCGUAUUUAUGGGCAAACACGAAACUAACACCGAUGCAAUCGAAAGUGGUUAUUCUAUCAUCAAAUCGUGCUGAAUAUUUGUUUGUUGAACAAGCAUGUUAUAAAUAUGGAUUUAUUGUUGUUAGUCUCUAUACUACUUACGAUUCUGCAACUAUUUUAGAUGUCCUUCGACGGACUCAAGCUGAGGUACUUGUAGUUGAUAGCAUGGAACGCAUUCAAGCAUUUCAGGAUGAUUUAUUGAAUAAUAAUCAAAUUAAGGAGAUACUAGUCAUGGAUGACAUGAACUAUGACGAAAAUAGCAAAAUUCGUCCUCUGUCAACAAUAUUCAAAUCAAUAAAGAACAAUAAUUUACGUGAACGACCAAUAGUUGAUCCAGAUAGUAUUGCUACAUUUAUUUUGACAAGUGGAACAACAGGUAAAAUUCAAAAACAAAAAAUGAAUAAUCGUUAA
Rotaria sp. Silwood2 is the source of this 801-nucleotide messenger RNA. Lineage: Eukaryota; Metazoa; Rotifera; Eurotatoria; Philodinida; Philodinidae. The record is from the annotation of a GenBank genome assembly.